CAGGUUCCCAACCUUCCAAUAAUCAUAUAAUGGCAGAUGAUAUAGGAUGUUUAUAGACUGAUAGCUCCCCAUCUAGAGUGAAGAACAUUCCCAGACUGAAAGUUUACGAGAAUUGGAACAUCGGGAUUUUCAGCCGUCAAGAUGCCAGUGGGGGGAAGAGUUGCUGGCAAAGUGUCGGGGAUUAUGACUGGAUCCUACGACGGUCGAUCACAUCAUGGGAUAAACGAAGAAAUAAUAUGGGUCAGCAUUGGCAUGGGGGUCACGAUCAUCAUACUCAUCACCAUAGCACUGUGUUACAUCAUGAGGGAGAAAUGCAUAGGCAGGAGAGAAUAUUACAUAACAGCGUGAAGAACAAAGAUAUUCACCCGUUCUCCGAUCAUAAGAAUAUGGUGAUAAAGCCAAAUUAUUUUCCAGCUAAGAUCACAAAACCUUCGAAUCGCGUAUUUCUUCAGAGAAUAUUAGUGCAAAAUUAUUCGGAGUAAACUAAUUUUAUAUGAAAUGUAACAAUUUAAGUCCCCACCAUUAAGUCCUCAACGACAAGAAUGCAGAUGUUACAAAAAUAAUAAUUUUUAGAGCCAGUUUGAACUGAUAAUAACAUUGCUGGCGAAAAUUAGUUUGUCAACAUAUGGAGACUCUACAACUUUUUCUUGUUGUUGAAGACUAAAAGGGUAAAACGAAUUCUGUGUCCAUUGAUGAAUUCUCUAUAUGUUAGUCGGUUUAGAGGGUGUAGAAAAUGUUAAAUGCAAGAAGAUACAUAGCUGUAUAUCUUCUUGGUUAUAUGUAUAUAUUUUUGAAAGAAUUUUUGUGGAGGUAUUUGCUCAUAGAAAUAUAAAAAUACAAAUAAAGGUUAUAUUUAUCAACUAUUGUAUAUCUUUAGGUACUUUAAGUAUUGAAUGUUUGGUUCUAUAUUCAUGAAGAUAGACGAAAAUGAACAAAUUUCAGGAAAAAAUCUUGAAAAUUGUUUGAUGAAAAAUAUUCCUGAAGAAAGAAUUAUAAUUAGGCACGAAACAGAUUUUCCUCACUUGUCUUUUUUUUAUUUUAUUCAUUUUUUCUCUCUUCUUCCUUUCCUCAUAAAAGCUCAUCAAUCCACUUGAUUGAGUGACCCAGUCGUUUACUUGAAUUCUAUAUCUAUUCGAUUCAAAUUUGAAUCAAAUGCUAGUAAUCAUAUUGUGUUCAGGAAGAACCUAGACGUGGUAUUCCUAAAACUUCUUCAGUUCUAUAUAUCCAUUAUAUUUCGAAUGAUAAAAUUCAUUUCAACAUAGAAAUAUCACCUCUAGGUCUUCGGAAUGGGCCUACCUUUGUCCCCGAAGUGGACCAAAUUGAAAUUAUGAAUUAGGGUAUUAGGAGAUGAGUACACUUUCUCAGAAAAAUGAGGA
Messenger RNA from Coccinella septempunctata (seven-spotted ladybird), 1376 nucleotides. RefSeq lists its product as uncharacterized. The record is from RefSeq and is a predicted model, not a curated record. The transcript is spliced from 3 exons. The coding region runs from base 142 to 348 and encodes 68 amino acids. NCBI's taxonomy places the organism in Eukaryota, Metazoa, Arthropoda, Insecta, Coleoptera, Coccinellidae.